This is a messenger RNA of Cooperia oncophora, 627 nucleotides long. NCBI's taxonomy places the organism in Eukaryota, Metazoa, Nematoda, Chromadorea, Rhabditida, Trichostrongylidae. The record is from the annotation of a GenBank genome assembly.
AUGUUUGGAGAUGUGAAGUCAAUACUCAGUGGAGAGGCAAAGAAGGAAGAAAAGGAUGAUGGCAAAUCGACUUCGCUCACAACAAUUGCUAGAAAGACAUCUGCUCGUCGCUCUGAGUCCACCUUCAAACGUCCAGAGAAGAUGCACCGGGAAUUAUAUAAUCUUAUUGGAAAAUCGGAUGUCAAAGAAGCCGGUACUGUCGUCCCCACCGAAAUCAGAAAGGGCUUUGCUCAACUGAAUGCACAACUAGGUGGGCGUCCUGUUCGCAAGUACAAAUGGGUUCCUUUCACCAAUGAAGCUCGUAACGACUCUCUGCAGCUCUAUCACUGGCAGCGAGUUGAUAGACUUGAGAAUCCUGAACCGUAUCCAUUCUCCAAGUUUAAUAAGGUUAUCAGCAUUCCCGACUUCACGGAUGAGGAGUAUGAGAAGCAUUUCAAAGUGGAAAAAUGGACACUUGAAGAGACAAGACAUUUGUUCGAUGUUUGCCGACGUUUUGACAUACGAUGGCCAAUCGUGCAUGAUCGGUUCGAUCGAGAGAAGUAUGGAUUGAGAUCAAUGGAGGACUUGAAGGAACGUUUUUACGCCAUAGUCAACGAGAUAGCUGUUAUGAGGGUAAGAAAUUUGUAA